Anisakis simplex (herring worm) is the source of this 204-nucleotide messenger RNA. The record is from the annotation of a GenBank genome assembly. NCBI's taxonomy places the organism in Eukaryota, Metazoa, Nematoda, Chromadorea, Rhabditida, Anisakidae.
AUGAAAUCGUUACUACUAAUCACAUUGUUGGCUAUGUUCCUGUGCGUCGUCAUUCACGCACUCAAUCCAUAUCAUGUGCAUUCAACCUACGAAAAACGUCUCUAUGAUGAUCUCUAUCGGAACGCGUUGAACUAUGGACGUAGAAUGGAUGAAUUGGAUGGAACAUUGGAUUUACAGAAAAUAUACCAGAAUUUUGCAAAUUGA